GUUGUGAGACCAAUGCUUAUACAGCUCUCUGGUUGUAGGCUACAACUCUUAUAGAAAUGAGGCUUAAACCAAACAGGGGUAUUUUAUUUUUGUGUCUCGUGCUCCCUUACAUUGGUCAAGUAUGUGGCAUAAGCCUGGGAAUAGUGCAAAAAGAUGAGCUGCAUCGUGAGGAGAGGUCCAAGGAUAUUCACACUGGAACAAUUACUUUCGGAACCGGGAAUAUUUCACUGGGUCGAAAUCUGGAAUAUGAGAGCCGAUAUGUUGGCGAAAACCCUACAAAUGAUGGCUCGGUUAACAUUCAAGCCGACUUUUCCCAUCCAGGCCUGUUGGGUGGACAAAGCAAGAUUGAUGACAUUAGGGCCUGGAGUCGUAUGCGACCGAAGUUGGUAUGCACUAAUGACCUCAUGAAGUUCUCAGCACAAGGCCCUGGGUGCUCUUCACUCCAGUUAUACAAAGGUGGCAAGCCACUCUCACUAAGCCAGCUACCACGAGACUGUGGCUACUCUGUGAAAAGGACUGCUGUGGGCCUUAAGUUUCUUGCCCCUCUUGAUGGCUGUGAUGUUGUAGAACAGGGCAAUAACCACUUGCUACAGCUGUUGUGGAAUGGCAAUCCAGUAACCCUCUCCUGCCCUGUAUCAAGCUCAGGCCAAGUCUCUCCAGUUGUAUCUACUACUCCAGCUACAGAAGCACCGCUUCCUCCACAGAAUUGGUGGAUGCAUCCCAUUUUUGGAGGCUUCCCCCCUCUAAUGCCAGUGGCUCCCCCUCCAGCUACCGAAGCACCUACUACAGCUGCCAAGCUUCCUCCACAGAAUCAAUGGAUGCAGCCCAUUUUUGGAGGCUUCCACCCUGUAAUGCCUGUGUCUACUGCUGCACCAACUACAGAAGCCGCUGAACUUCCUCCAAAGAAUCAAUGGGUGCAUCCCAUUUUUGGAGGCUUCCACCCUGUAAUGCCUGUGGCUCCAGCUACUGAAGCACCUACCACAGCUGCCAAGCUUCCUCCACAGAAUCCGUGGGUGCAUCCCAUUUUUGGAGGCUUUCACCCUGUAAUGCCUGUGGCUACUGUUGCACCAACUACAGAAGCUGCUGAACCUCCUACACAGAAUCAAUGGAUGCAUCCCAUUUUUGGAGGCUUCCACCCUGUAAUGCCUGUGGCUACUGUUGCACCAACUACAGAAGCUGCUGAACCUCCUCCACAGAAUCAAUGGAUGCAUCCCAUUUUUGGAGGCUACCACCCUGUAAUGCCUGUGGCUACUGUUGCACCAACUACAGAAGCUGCUGAACCUCCUCCACAGAAUCAAUGGAUGCAUCCCAUUUUUGGAGGCUUCCACCCUGUAAUGCCUGUGGCUACUGUUGCACCAACUACAGAAGCCGCUGAACUUCCUCCACAGAAUCAAUGGGUGCAUCCCAUUUUUGGAGGCUUCCACCCUGUAAUGCCUGUGGCUCCAGUUACUGAAGCACCUACCACAGCUGCCAAGCUUCCUCCACAGAAUCCGUGGGUGCAUCCCAUUUUUGGAGGCUUCCACCCUGUAAUGCCUGUGGCUACUGUUGCACCAACUACAGAAGCCGCUGAACUUCCUCCACAGAAUCAAUGGGUGCAUCCCAUUUUUGGAGGCUUCAACCCUGUAAUGCCUGUGGCUACUGUUGCACCAACUACAGAAGCCGCUGAACAUCCUUCAAAGAAUCAAUGGGUGCAUCCCAUUUUUGGAGGCUUCCACCCUGUAAUGCCUGUGGCUACUGAAGCACCAACUACAGAAGCUGCUGAACCUCCUCCACAGAAUCAAUGGAUGCAGCCCAUUUUUGGAGGCUUCCACCCUGUAAUGCCUGUGGCUACUGUUGCACCAACUACAGAAGCCGCUGAACUUCCUCCACAGAAUCAAUGGGUGCAUCCCAUUUUUGGAGGCUUCAACCCUGUAAUGCCUGUGGCUCCAGCUACUGAAGCACCAACUACAGAAGCUGCUGAACCUCCUCCACAGAAUCAAUGGAUGCAGCCCAUUUUUGGAGGCUUCCACCCUGUAAUGCCUGUGGCUCCAGCUACUGAAGCACCAACUACAGAAGCUGCCCAGCUUCCUCCACAGAAACAAUGGGUGCCUGUCUUUGGAGGCAACUAUGGUGUUCCUUUUGGUCAGUGAAGAGACUGUCCAUUGUCUUUUUAUUCAAAUAGGUGUUAUUUAAUGCAUAUAUUAAAAUGUGUACUUGGAA
Molecule: messenger RNA, 2199 nt
Organism: Sardina pilchardus (European sardine)
Lineage: Eukaryota; Metazoa; Chordata; Actinopteri; Clupeiformes; Clupeidae
Exons: 3
Coding region: 57-2129 (690 amino acids)
Source: RefSeq, a predicted model, not a curated record